Ananas comosus (pineapple) is the source of this 2502-nucleotide messenger RNA. RefSeq names its product pentatricopeptide repeat-containing protein At1g80150, mitochondrial. Gene Ontology annotation, molecular function: protein binding. The record is from RefSeq and is a predicted model, not a curated record. Gene Ontology annotation, cellular component: chloroplast. Lineage: Eukaryota; Viridiplantae; Streptophyta; Magnoliopsida; Poales; Bromeliaceae. The transcript has 2 exons. The coding region runs from base 540 to 1910 and encodes 456 amino acids.
UUUGUAUUUUGGGCUCUUCCACGCGGGCCGUUGCUGUGGAAGACUCACAGCCUCGUACUUCCUCUCACAUUCUUUUCCGAUGCUGGUCGAUUUCUCUGUGUAAGAAACCAAAAAAUAAAAAUAUAGAAAUAAAAAGACUCCAAACCCUAAAAUCCCACGAUUCUCUCUUGGAUUCAUACCUACAAGAAGCUCGCAAUCCACUGGUUCUCAAGAAUCGAGAGCUUGCUAGGGUUCAAUCUCCAAUUUUUCUCCAUUUCUUUGUUCCCCAUUUCAUCUCAAAUCUCUUGUUUCUCUUCUUUUGUAGGGUUUUAUUGAUCCGAAUUUACCCUUAUUCAUAUAUUUGUUUUAUUUUUUUCCGAACUGAUUUUGUUUUGUUAAUAGCAAUCAAAACCCUUUUUGUGGUGGUCAAAAUGGAUUAAUUUGACAUUGUUACUCCUUUUUUUAACAUAUCAUGUUGCAAGCAUUGUGUUUGAUUAAAUUCCUAAAUGGCGGCGUGGGUUGCAUAGUGUGAUCGAAAGGAAAAGAUAGGGUUUUGGAUCAUGCUCUCUCUGCAAACGCUUCGCAGGCUCUGCGCCGCGGUCGAUGCGUUCGCUAUCACCUGCAUUGCCGCCGGCAUUUCGAAAUCAAGAACAAAAACCGAUUUCGCUGUCUACGCUAACGCGUCGAAUCAUUGCCCGGAGAACUUCCCGACCAUCGCCGCUUGCAAAGCCGCCGUCUUGAGGAAUCGAUCGAGCCCGAAUUCCGAAUUCGAUCAGCAAAUCUCCUCGGCAGAGGAUUUGGAUCGUAAACCACCGGGUGUUGACCAGCCUGCACUUUUGAAGAUCAAGGCGGAGAAGGAUCCCGAGAGGCUCUUCCACCUCUUCAAGGCAAAUGCGCAUAAUAGGCUCGUAGUCGAGAAUCGCUUUGCGUUUGAGGAUACGGUGUCCCGUCUUGCCGGAGCCCGCCGCUUCGACCUUGUAGAGAACCUUCUAGAGCACCAAAAGACCCUUCCUCAGGGCCGUCGUGAGGGAUUCGUAGUUCGGAUCAUAUCGCUGUAUGGUAGAGCUGGAAUGCCCGACCAUGCUCUCCGGACGUUCGACGAAAUGCCUCUGUAUGGAUGCACACGGACAGCAAAGUCUUUCAAUGCCACACUCAAGGUCUUAUCUCAAGCCCGAAGGUUUGACGAUAUCCAGAUCUUUUUCGACGAAGCUCCUGCCAAGUAUGGGAUUGAAUUGGAUAAGAUUUCGUACAAUACCAUUAUCAAGGCUAUGUGUGAAAUGGGCCGUUUGGAUACCGCUUACUUGGUCAUGCUAGCGAUGCAAAAGGCAGAGCCAAAACCUGAUGUCGUUACAUAUACCACUCUCAUUUCGGCAUUCUAUAAGCAUGGUCGGCAUGAAAUUGGUGACGGGCUCUGGAAUCUCAUGAAACUUAGGGGGUGUUCACCGAAUCUUGCUACUUACAAUGUCAGAAUUCAAUACUUGGUUAAUAGGAGGAGGACCUGGCAAGCAAAUGAUUUAGUGCGUAGCAUGUAUGUUUCCGGUAUCAAACCAGAUGAAGUGACGUAUAAUCUUAUUAUUAAAGGGUUCUUCAUGAUGGGCGAGCUCGAAAUGGCGAAGAGGGUCUUUUAUGCUACGCAUGGGAGAGGGUGCAAACCGAACAGCAAGAUAUACCAAACGAUGGUUCAUUACCUCUGCAAAGGAAAAGAGUUUGACCUGGCAUUUAGGUUGUGCAAGGAUAGCAUGGAGAGGAAUUGGUUUCCGAGUGUCGAUACAAUUUGCAGACUGCUAAAAGGCCUCGUUAAAAUAUCAAAGGACCGGAAUGCUAGGGAAGUUAUGAAGUUGGUCAGGGGAAGAGUACCUUCAUAUUCGGCUAAUGAUAUGAAGGCCUUCGAGGACAUAUUGUCUGUUGGAAGGAUGCGGAAACUGAAUUGAUUGUGGCUCAUGAUUUUUGUUUCUAACUCCACAGUGAAUGAUGAAUUUCAUCAACUUCAUUCGGUUCUAUGCAUGGAGAAGAAGCUUGAUUGGAUGCUGGAGAGGGCGCUGAUCUUGAUUUUUAAAGUGCUCCUGACAUCCUAUUAAAGCAAGCCACACAGAGAGAGAGUAUUGAUACUACAGCCAAUUGCAAGAGCAUCGUUGGACUACGAAUGAACAUCUGCGGAGGGAAUCUUGCUGAAGUAGAUGUUGGCGAAGUGAAGUUCGACCCCGAUGGCCAGUUUUGGCAUGCUAAAACACCGCACUUCCAAGCUCGCGGUAGCAAGUAUCUCGAGAGAAAGAUCAAUGAUAAUGAGUAAUAUUAUGUGUCUGUACAUUUGUGUAUUGCCCUAGAUGGCAAUGACAUUGUUUGAGUAGGAAAUUUUAGAGGUAGAUUUUGAAGACGAGAGCAAUUGUCAUCGUUCGAUGUCCUAUCAAUAAUGUUUAAGAGUAUUACUCAAAACACUAGAUCUCAGACAUUUCUUCUUUUGCUUCCCCAGAAAAAUAAAAAUAAAAAACCUGCAGCUUUGUAGAGAAGCAAUUUGUAUGUAAA